Messenger RNA from Cladocopium goreaui, 429 nucleotides. The record is from the annotation of a GenBank genome assembly. Lineage: Eukaryota; Dinophyceae; Suessiales; Symbiodiniaceae.
AUGGCACCUGGGGCAUGGUCCGGCUUCAGGAGGUCUAGCGAGAGGACAAGAAGACAAGCUGCGCAUUUCCGCGUUGGCUGGUCUUGGCUUUGCCCUCUACUUUUUCCAGCUCUAGCGUUUUGUGGCAGUCUUAGACCUGUCUCUUUGUGGAGACUUCCUGAACCUGACCAGCACGACAGUCGGUUGGAACUAGAAGCUACGGCUGCACCGAUUGCAAGAAAGAAAGCAGGGUCUGCGCUUACCAAAAGAGCCUGGGCCUUCUCUCAAUUGGAUCCGAAAGCUGGGAAAGGCAUGAGAUCUGCGGAUUUUUGUAAUGAAAAACCUGCUAUGCGCACCGUGUGCUGUGAGGUGCCACCACCUUCCGUCAGAGUGACCAAACUGAAGAAGGGUGAGAGAUACAGAGGGUCAGAUGCUCAGGCCCCCACCUGA